Solea senegalensis (Senegalese sole) is the source of this 1356-nucleotide messenger RNA. RefSeq names its product homeobox B9a (gene hoxb9a). The record is from RefSeq and is a predicted model, not a curated record. Gene Ontology annotation, biological process: DNA-templated transcription; embryonic skeletal system morphogenesis; proximal/distal pattern formation. Gene Ontology annotation, molecular function: RNA polymerase II cis-regulatory region sequence-specific DNA binding; DNA-binding transcription factor activity, RNA polymerase II-specific. Bases 128 to 994 code for a protein of 288 amino acids. NCBI's taxonomy places the organism in Eukaryota, Metazoa, Chordata, Actinopteri, Pleuronectiformes, Soleidae. Gene Ontology annotation, cellular component: nucleus. The transcript has 2 exons.
AGCACAGGACCGAACAGAGGAAGAGAAAAAAGAGAGAGGAAGAGAGGAAAAUCUCGUCAUGUCUCUCUUCUUGUUCUCUGCUGAGUGAACUCGCGGGCGUUUUUUCGCAUGCAGAUAAUGUCCGAGAAUGUCCAUUUCUGGGACUUUGAGCAACUAUUACGUGGACUCCAUCAUAAGUCACGAGAGCGAUGAACUCUCGACCCCGACGCGCUUUCCCAGCGUCCAGUAUUCCGGCUCCAGCGCCGCCGCCGCAGCAGCAGCGGUAGCGGCGGCAGCAGCGGCGGGCGGGAGGCAGCCAGGAGGCGCCGCGCAUGCGGAGCAUCCUCAUCCCGAGUCCUAUCCAUCAUGCAGUUUCCAGCCGAAGCCCCCGGUCUUCUCUCCGUCCUGGAGCCCCUUCAGUCCGCACAAUGGUGCCAGUGGCCUCCCCACCGUCUACCACCCUUACAUCCCAACUCAGCACGUGCCCGCCGCGGACACUCGGUACUUACGCUCGUGGCUGGACUGCCCUCCGCGCGGCUCCGAGUCUGUCCCGGGACAGGGCCAGACGGGACAGGUUAAGCUCGAGCCGCAGCUCGGGCACCUCGGCGGGGAGAUCUCAGCCAAACUGGGCGGACAGCAGCACCAGCACGAGACCACCACCACAUACAUCCUGGCGUCGACGUCCGCGAGCCAUCAUCCAACCGCCAUCGCGGGAGCACGGUUCGACGAAAAUAAGGACAUUUGUGAGGGGAGUGAGGACAAAGACGGCAUGGAUCAAAAUGACCCCUCGGCCAACUGGCUCCACGCGCGCUCCUCCAGGAAGAAGCGGUGCCCGUACACCAAAUACCAGACGCUCGAGUUGGAGAAGGAGUUCCUGUUCAACAUGUACCUCACGCGGGACCGGCGGCACGAGGUGGCGCGCGCUCUGAACCUGACGGAACGACAAGUGAAGAUCUGGUUCCAGAAUCGGAGGAUGAAAAUGAAGAAACAGAGCAAGGAGCAGCCCAAGGACUAAAACUGACCUCUCUUUACUUACGCUCGUACGGUGUCACCGACACCAAAUCCUCCCCUUCCUCUUUGUAAUGUCCACACAACACAAAAUGGCCUUCAAGACGACUGUAAACAUAACUUCACCUAAACCUGAGUCACUAUACCACGUGAGCUUCAGACCAAACUGUAAAAACUGGUCAAUUGCUUUAUUGAUCCCCCAAUUAAAGGCACCCACGCCAUGUGACGAUGUAAGGAGACUGUGGAACUGUAGAAUCCUCUGCGUCAGUGCGCACGGACCACCUUCUCCUCCUCCUCCUCUUCCUCCUCCUUCUCAUGGACCAGUUCCCUGUCAAAUGGUUUCGACUCCACAUUAAACUGUUUGAGUGA